AUGGGAAACUGCGUAUGCGUAACAAACAAAACGACGACGUCAUGUUCCGGAGACGACUGGGGAUUAUUUAGCAAGAGGAGAAGAACAAGAAGGUCCACCGUGUUCCACGACGACGACGACGGAGAGAAGCUGCUCGGUGAAACAAAUAACGUGAUGUCAUCGAGCUCGCCACCGUCUUGUGGGAAAAGAGAGAUUAAGAUAAAGAUGACGAGGAAGGAGUUUGAAGAUCUCAUGAGAGACAUUGAUAUGAAGGGUUUGACGGUGGAGGAGAUUCUUUCCAAGUUAGUUUUUGACGGCGGAGAUCAAAUCGGAUUCGCCGCCGAUCUUUCUAAUCAUCACCAACAGCCGUGGAGACCUGCGUUACAAAGCAUCCCUGAGAUCGAUUAA
Microthlaspi erraticum is the source of this 387-nucleotide messenger RNA. The record is from the annotation of a GenBank genome assembly. NCBI's taxonomy places the organism in Eukaryota, Viridiplantae, Streptophyta, Magnoliopsida, Brassicales, Brassicaceae.